AACAAAUGGUCUCUUCCAGGAACGUCGUCGCCUUCGAGCAGGAUCGUCACUUCCACGUUCCUGCCGAACUUUAAGUAUAACACAGUCAUAAACAAAAUGACGAUCAGAAAACAGAGGGUCACUGUUUUGCUGGUGUCACUUUUUGAGUUCUUCUUUGUUUCCAGAAUAUUUUUUGUGUGUUUGCCAUGGUCUACUUCCAUUGUGCCCUUUGUAAUAAUAGUACGUGUUAAUUUUAGAUGAAGUUCCGAUCAAUUUUGCCCUCGUCGUAUUUGUAGUAGCCUAAUAUUUUUCUACUAGACGCGAGCUGUGUGCAUUCAAGUUGCACGUCUCUGUGCAUGUACGGUAUAUAUAGACCUAUAUAAAACAGUGGCGCUGAGUCCCUUACCCUCCAAUCCGAUUCAGUCUAAGUCACAUGACCUGCCUAGGUUCAGAGACCACCCUUCAAUGCUUCACCGGCAUUAGGUGAAAAUAAACGGGUCACCGAUUCACGUGAAAUCCUCUGUGAAGGAUUAUAAAAAACGUCAGCGACCUGCAUGUAUUUACCAUUUAAGGAAAAAGGACCUGUUGUAUACUACAUCCUAAGUCUGUCCUGGUUGAGCUGGCUAGGUAUCAAUGUCUUUGGUGCCUAUAUGUUGGACUGGAAUGUGCCUUAUACCCAGGUUAUACUGCAAUAUGUAGCACAGCCUCAUCAUAACAGUACAGAUGCCUUAUCCACCAUGAUCGGCCUUUCCAUGCUGAUAUGCCAACACGUGCGUCGACUUGAUGAGUGCCUGCACCUGAACAUAUACACAAGUGUGCACAUGAACGUUCUCCCCCAUAUGAUGCAGUAUCUGCUUCCAGUCUUCCUGGGGCUAAGUCUGGUAGCUGAGGGACCCCCUCUGGAGAGACAAGGUCUCUUACACCUGAUAUGCUGCAUCAACUGGUAUCACCCUGUGGGGAUCAUGGUCUUCAUCCUGGCCUCUAAACACCAGCACAUCUGCUACAGCAUACUGACCAGCCUGAGGAAAGACAAGUCAGGUCAAAUAGUUUCCACAGGGUACAAAGUUCCCAGGGGGGACUGGUUUGGCUGGAUUUCCUGCCCCCAUCUCUUCGCUGACAUCCUCAUCUACACCGCCAUAGGGAUCUGCCUGGGACUGAGACAGAGAGCCUGGUGCCUGUGUACCCUGCAUCUCCUGGUGCAUCACAUCUUCUAUGCACUGCAUAUCCAUAGGAGGUAUGGGGUGGUCUUCAAGAAGGAGUAUCCCACCGACAGGGCGGCCCUCAUACCAUUUCUGUUGUAGCAGUGUUGUGAAAGAAAGAGUAUUUCUUUAUGAAAUUGAGGUUGUAGUGGUCAGUCAUUCCUAUAUAUUACUUUGGGAACAUUUACGAUGAAUUUUAUUGACCUUUCUAAUGUACACUAACUCCACAAAAACUCUUGCUGAAUUCAAUCAGAUUAACAGUCUUACGCCCCUCUUGUUCCCAGUGUAUUUGCAUAAUCGCCAGCUUUCUAUAUUCUACUCAAUCCCAGAUGGAGGCGUGCUAGUUUGUUAAUCUGAUUGCAUUCAGCAAGAGUCCUUGUGGAGUUAGUGCACAUAAGUUGACAAAAUUCAUUGUGAAUGGUCUCUUGGUAUAUUGGGAUUAGGUGGCUGGCUUUUCCCACUUUUAAGCAAUUUGACAAUGAAAGCUGAGGCAGAAUUUG
Molecule: messenger RNA, 1678 nt
Organism: Lingula anatina
Lineage: Eukaryota; Metazoa; Brachiopoda; Lingulata; Lingulida; Lingulidae
Product: polyprenal reductase
Biological process (GO): polyprenol catabolic process; dolichol-linked oligosaccharide biosynthetic process
Cellular component (GO): endoplasmic reticulum
Molecular function (GO): 3-oxo-5-alpha-steroid 4-dehydrogenase activity
Source: RefSeq, a predicted model, not a curated record